Capsella rubella is the source of this 516-nucleotide messenger RNA. RefSeq names its product putative F-box protein At3g22650. The record is from RefSeq and is a predicted model, not a curated record. The coding region runs from base 1 to 516 and encodes 171 amino acids. The transcript is spliced from 3 exons. NCBI's taxonomy places the organism in Eukaryota, Viridiplantae, Streptophyta, Magnoliopsida, Brassicales, Brassicaceae.
AUGUCUGAAUCUCGAGCCACUCCGUCGGAAUCUCAGCCUUUACCGUUGAUAAAACUUGUUCAUCAAGUUCUCAUCCUCACACCUAGGAAGUCUUACGCAUUCAAUGAUUUUUACGGUUUUGGAUAUGAUGGUGUAUCUCGUGACAACUACAAAAUCUUGAGAUUUUACGAUGAACGUAUUUUCGAAGACAGGCAUACGGGUAAGUACGACCCACCGGUUGAGAUAUACGACCUCAAGGCAAAUUCUUGGAAAACUCUUGACAUUUCUUUGGACUGGGUAGUAUACUCGCCGUGUACUGCCUUAUCAGCUUUUAGAGGAGAUAAGCUUUCUUUGCUUCACCAACGCAUAUACGAAGACCAUGAUCAAGUUGGGGAGACUACGGUAUGGGUCACAAACAGUGUCAAAGAUAAGGUUGUUUCUUGGACCAAAUUGUUUGUUGUGUGGAGACCUGAUCUGCCAGCAUUUAAUCUAGGUGAAGUUCCUCCUCAUUCGGUGUUCUUUAUUGACCAAAAAUAA